This is a messenger RNA of Pogonomyrmex barbatus (red harvester ant), 1312 nucleotides long. It is a transcript of the gene Rpi, whose product is annotated as Ribose-5-phosphate isomerase. Gene Ontology annotation, cellular component: cytoplasm. Gene Ontology annotation, biological process: pentose-phosphate shunt, non-oxidative branch; D-ribose metabolic process. Lineage: Eukaryota; Metazoa; Arthropoda; Insecta; Hymenoptera; Formicidae. Gene Ontology annotation, molecular function: ribose-5-phosphate isomerase activity. The record is from RefSeq and is a predicted model, not a curated record.
AAAGACAAAGAAAUUUGAAUAUUGGUGCACUGUAAUUUAUAAUUGUGGAAUAUUCGCUGUACCACAGCACAUCGUGGUACAUCACACAGAGUAUUUAGAUAACGAAGAUCAUUUUAUGUAUGAGAUAACUUAAGAUACCAUUUAGAUACGUUUUGUGGGCACAUGGUUCGCUCGCUUGUUCGAAUAGCCAGAUUGUUGCAUAGUACUCCGAGGAUGGCGUCGCUCGAAAGCGCCAAGAAAGCUGCGGCUUAUAAAGCCAUAGAUGAGUAUGUCCAGAACAACACUGUUGUCGGAAUUGGCAGCGGUUCUACUGUGGUUCAUGCUGUUCGUAGACUUGCUGAACGUGUCGAGGAAGAAGGACUUAGUGUAGUUUGUGUCCCUACAUCGUUUCAAGCUCGUCAACUUAUAAUAGAGUAUAAUUUAACUUUGGGUGAUUUAGAAACUUAUCCACAGCUGGACUGUGCAAUUGAUGGAGCAGAUGAAGUUGAUGCUGAAAUGAAUCUUAUCAAAGGUGGUGGAGGAUGUUUAUUACAAGAGAAAAUCAUUGCUUCCUGUGCUAAACGGCUUAUUAUCAUAGCAGAUUAUACAAAAAGUUCACAAAAGUUUGGCGAACAUUAUAAAAAAGGAAUUCCUAUUGAAGUUGUUCCUAUGGCAUAUGUACCAAUUCAACAUAAAAUUGAAAAGACUUAUGGAGGAAUUGUGAAAAUCAGAAUGGCUGUGGCUAAAGCUGGUCCAGUAAUAACAGAUAAUGGUAAUUUUAUUCUGGAUUGGCAUUUUCCUGUAGACAUGACUGAUUGGAACAAAAUUAAUGAGGAAAUAUCUUUAAUACCUGGAGUCAUUGAAACUGGCUUAUUUAUAAGUAUGGCUGAGAAAGCUUUUUUUGGUAUGCAGGAUGGCAGUAUAAAGGAACAAAUAUUACAUAUUUGCAAGAUUUAAUGUAUGAAGAUUAUAUUUUAUCAUUGCUGAGAAAUAACUAUCAAGUGACUUAUAGAUAAUGUCAAAUGAAGAUAACCUUUCUUUACAACUUUGCUCUUUGUUUUGCUAUGUACGUCAUUCCAAUUGCAUUAUUGCUGCUUUUUAUACAUAUUUUAUACAUUUCUUCUAUUGUUAUGCACUUUAUACAUAUUAAACUAUUUUUUUUAGUAUUAUGUGAAUUUACAGUUAUUUUUAAAUAAAGUAUAUUUUAAAAAAAUCAAUUCUAAAAAUACAUUUUAUAAAUACAAAUAAUGUAAUUUUUAAAUGUAAACUGUUUACCUUGAAGUACAAAGUUGUAAAAUCAAGCUGAAAAUAAAUUUAUUAUUAUAUAUAGUAU